AUGACUGCCCGCGAAGAAGCCGACCCCGACCUCCUUCCCUUUUCAUCGCACUCACAGGGGGCUAGGAGAAUCAAAGCACUCGAAGAAAAGGUCAACGAUCUUCUGACAUUGCUCACUCCUGACAAGAAUGUUCUUGGAGAUACGAAUGUUACAGCCAUAGCCACUACAUCAGCACCACUGGAACAAGUGAACAGUGACAAUGUCUCGUUUGCCUCGACCACGAAUGUGCACAGCACCAAGACCUGUGCACCACCGACCGCGGACGAGAACCGACAAUUCGACGUGAUUGAUAGCGGUGUGCUGACAAUGGCAACUGCUAAUGCCCUCUUGAAGAAAUACCAACAAGUUCAUUCGCAGUUCUUUCCGUUCGUAAUAGUUGCUCCAGAAAUCGAUGCUGCUACAUUACGGAGAGACGCCUCUGUUCUUUUCCUGGCCAUCACGACGGCGUGUCUCGAAGAAGACCAUGCGGUUCAAAGACGGCUUGGUGUCGAGCUGAAGAGGAUGCUCUGCGAGCGGAUACUGAUCAGAAACGAGAGGAACAUCGAACUCUUACAAGCGCUGCUCGUUCACCUCAGCUGGAUCCAUUACCACUUCCAUCCCAUGAACAACAAGCAGUCAUAUAUGCUGCUUCAAAUGGCGAUCGGCCUUGUUAUGGACCUUGAUCUUGACCGGUGUCCCGCGCAUCGUGAUCAGAGAAAGCGAAGUUGCCAACACAAUGCCAGAGGACGACGGCUGAAACUCGCGCCCUUCUGGGUUGCUUUUACCUUUGCUCUUCGUAAGUACAACUCCAUGUAUGGCCUUGACGAAGCCGGUCUCACCAAAUCAAGCAUGGCAAUGACGCGCAAGGAACUCGUCAUGAGGCACACCGAGUGGAUCGAACACUGCUGCCAUGUUCUUCGGGCCGCGCAGGAGACCGCCACGGACGUGUAUGCAAUAGCUUUUGUCGGCGCCAAACGCCUGGCGCAACAGAUUACCGAGAGAUUCUCAUACGGCGAUCACACCUUCAUCCGAUUCCAGAGCGAUGCUGUGAUACAGAUGUCCCUGAAUGGCUUCAAGAAGGAAAUUGCAGAGCUAGGAGCGAGCUUUGCAUUCUCGGCCGCACAGGAAAAUUAUGUGCUGAUGGCUGAGCUGAGAGCUUUGCCGGUCAUUAUGCACGAGGUCGCCUUAUAUCGCGAUCCGGCAAUUGCAUUACAGUCGACGAUUACCACCUCCCAUCUCUGGGAGCUGCUGACCUCGACCCGAGCCUUCUUGGACUAUUUCCUGAGCGUACCGACAGACGCGCUGAGACAUCUACCGGCCGCGUUCUUCAGCUUCUCCGCGUACGCGCUGAUCGUCCUUUCGAUGAUUGCGCGCCUUCCCUCGACAAGCGGAUGGGACAGCUCGAUGGCCAAACACGAGGCGGACGUCCUGAAUAUCGCGCAACGUGUGAAAAUCAAAGUCGGCGACGAGCUCACCCGGGCGGGCCACAGCGUGAGCACAGAACAGAAAGACGUCUGGGCAUUCUUCGGACGUGGCAUGGGCGGCUUGAUGGCGUGGCAUGAGAGGUGUGAGAAGGAGAGCGAAGGGACUGUAGCAGCAACAGGAGGCGGAGAGAGAGACUACGAGCUUCCGAUCAGCGAGUCUGGUGCACCCUUGACCACGAGGUGUGCCGUGGCGGACAUGAUGACUCCGUUCAACGCAUUGCGCUUCCGCAAGCACGUCCAUCCGAGCACUGGUGGUGGUGUCCCGAACGGACCCCAAGGGGAGAAUCCCAAUGCUGCUUCAGGCGGAACUGCAUUCAUCGGCGGCGGCGUUGGUGGUGGCGCCGAUACCCAGCCCACAGACAUGGGGACCAGCUUCUGGGACGACGAGGUGUGGCAGUCCAUUAUGGAUGAGUUUUCGAUGUUCCCUACGAGUGCCGGCUUCCCCACUGGACCAAGCGUACAGCAUCAGGUGGAAAGAUUGCGGUGGUGA
Messenger RNA from Cladophialophora psammophila CBS 110553, 1953 nucleotides. RefSeq lists its product as uncharacterized. The transcript is spliced from 4 exons. The record is from RefSeq and is a predicted model, not a curated record. Gene Ontology annotation, cellular component: nucleus. NCBI's taxonomy places the organism in Eukaryota, Fungi, Ascomycota, Eurotiomycetes, Chaetothyriales, Herpotrichiellaceae. The coding region runs from base 1 to 1953 and encodes 650 amino acids. Gene Ontology annotation, biological process: regulation of DNA-templated transcription. Gene Ontology annotation, molecular function: transcription cis-regulatory region binding; DNA-binding transcription factor activity, RNA polymerase II-specific.